This is a messenger RNA of Cloeon dipterum, 985 nucleotides long. Its product is annotated as dnaJ homolog subfamily C member 30, mitochondrial. The coding region runs from base 228 to 884 and encodes 218 amino acids. NCBI's taxonomy places the organism in Eukaryota, Metazoa, Arthropoda, Insecta, Ephemeroptera, Baetidae. The transcript has 4 exons. The record is from RefSeq and is a predicted model, not a curated record.
CUGAUCGAUCGAGACAGCUGAUUUUCACUGGCAGUCUGGCAAUGUUAUUCUUUUGCUGCAGGAAAAGGACAGGAACAGAUUAAUGCCAUUUAAUCAGUUUACACUUACUGCCCGCUGUAUAUUUUGCCAAUUUGACCUGAUACAAGCGUUCAUAGGCAUUUUGACGAGUUGCAGAAAUGAAUAGAUUUCGCACCUGACAUCACCACACACACAGAAAAAACACCAUUAUGCAAGUAAACGCAAAGACUUUGGCGGCGUGGAGCUGUCACCAGUGCGUUUUACCGAGGAAAUUAUUCAGUCAAACGCAGAGGAUGAUCGCUUCUAGCGCUGGCAAGAAAACCCACUACGAUUCCUUAGGGGUUGCGCCCACUGCGUCCCAGGGCGAAAUCAAGAAUGCAUAUUAUAAGCUGUCCAAAGUUUACCACCCAGAUCGCAACAAAGGGAGUCAAGAGGCAGCUGACAAAUUUAGGCAAAUUACAGAAGCUUAUGAGACUGUAGGAAAUGUACAGAAAAGAAGAAUGUAUGACAAAGGAGGACUAUUUGAAACGCAUGUCGAUAUGCAAGAAACAGAAGAGCAAAAGUCCGUUUCCAAAUUUUACAAGUCGAGAGGGAUGACUUAUACGGGUAAAACUCCCAUCUACGAUUUUGACGAAUGGUCCAGAGAGCACUAUGGGAGGACAUUCGCCAGAAGAGAAAAAGCCAAAGAACGGCACCAAUCAAAAAUUAAUUUAAACAUGAAUGUGAGAGAUCACAACGAGUCACUGACGUUUAUGCUUCUUGUGGCAUUUUCGGCUAUGAUUUUUGGCGGCUUGUUGGGCAUGAGUGGAAAGGAGGACAUUGACCGAGUUUCAGAUAAACAGAAGCACAACAAUAAAAAGGGAUGAUGUGCGUAGAUUGUUUUAGAUCUAUAAGCUGGUUGCUGGCACAACCAGAUUCCUGAAGUUAAUUUAAUUGUUGAUAAAUAGAAAAAAUUAAAACUAACAAA